CCGGCGGACUCCCGGACCAAGUCGCUCUCCUCGGUGCUGAAAUCGCUGCUCGUCGUGACAAUGUAACCGGCGAUGAGGUCAGACGGAACACCGGCCAAGAAAACACCAAAAUGGAUGAUGACCUGUUUCAGCUGAGGCAACUUCCCGUUGUCCGCUUCCGUCGCACAGGCGAGAGCACUCGCUCUGAGGAAGAUGUUGAAAACCAAGAACAGGAAGUCAGGACAGCAGGGAGUGCUGAUCUGGAGUCUGUGGCUCUUGCAGAAGGAGCGCCGGUGCCUCGAGAGUUUGCUAAUCCAACUGACGACACGUUCAUGGUAGAAGAUGCUGUGGAGGCCAUCGGCUUUGGGACCUUUCAAUGGAAACUGUCCAUCCUCACUGGUCUGUCUUGGAUGGCUGAUGCCAUGGAGAUGAUGAUCCUCAGUAUCUUAGCUCCACAGCUUCACUGUGAAUGGAGACUUCCAAGCCUUGAGGUGGCACUGCUCACAUCGGCGGUGUUCAUUGGGAUGAUGAUCAGCUCUUCUCUUUGGGGAAACAUAUCAGACAGAUAUGGCAGAAAGACGGGUUUGACCAUGAGUGUGUUUUGGACCAUUUUCUAUGGCCUCAUGAGUGCGUUUGCUCCUAUUUAUGGGUGGAUCUUGGUCCUCCGCGCGCUGGUGGGCUUUGGCAUUGGAGGGGCACCGCAGUCGGUGACCCUGUAUGCUGAAUUCCUUCCCAUGAGAUCCAGAGCCACAUGCAUCUUACUGAUUGAGAUCUUUUGGGCUCUUGGCACUGUUUUUGAAGUCCUCUUGGCCAUCCUGGUGAUGCCCACUCUGGGCUGGCGCUGGCUGCUGGGCCUAUCCACCAUUCCUCUUUUCAUAUUUGCUAUUCUGUGUUAUUGGCUACCAGAGAGUGCUCGAUACGAUGUGCUGACUGGGAACCAGGAAAAGGCUCUGGCCACACUGAAACGCAUCGCCACGGAGAAUGGCGCCCCCAUGCCUCUGGGAAAACUAAUUGCUGCCAGACAGGAAGAUCGUGGGAAGAUUCAAGAUUUAUUUUCGUCGCACUUCCGCUGCACCACAGUACUGCUGUGGUUUAUUUGGUUUGCUAACGCCUUCUCCUACUACGGGCUGGUGCUGCUCACCACAGAGCUGUUUCAGGAGGGAGGCGCGUGUGGAACGUCCAAAGGUGACAAGAAGGAGCUCCGAUGCAGCUUGGAGUGCAAAUACCUGAAUUCUGAUGACUACAAAGACCUGCUGUGGACCACCUUAUCUGAAUUCCCAGGACUGCUGGUGACGCUGUGGGCUAUCGAUCGCCUGGGAAGGAGGAAGACCAUGGCAUUGUGUUUCCUAAUCUUCUCUCUGUGCAUCAUUCCACUGUAUGGCUGUGUUGGGAGAGCUUCCAUGACUGUGUUAAUUUUCAUCGCCAGAGCAUUCAUCGCAGGAGGCUUUCAGGCUGCUUAUGUUUACACUCCAGAGGUUUAUCCCACAGCGACCAGAGCUUUAGGUCUGGGAACGAGCAGUGGAAUGGCCAGAGUCGGUGCACUCAUCACUCCUUUUGUUGCACAGGUGAUGUUGGAGUCCUCGGUCUACCUGGCCCUCUCAGUGUACUGCUGCUGCUGCCUCUUCGCAGCUGUCGCCUCCUGUGCUCUGCCCAUUGAGACCACGGGCCGAGGCCUGCAGGAAUCCAAUCGUGAGUGGGGACAGGAGAUGAUUGGACACAAAUCAGAGGGAGUCACACACUCCAGCUCUGGCUCUCAGGGCUGAGAGCACGGUGGAAGACACACAACCAAAAAGGGACAGCAAAGGAAACGAAACAAAAUCAUGGAGGAAAUCCAGUCAGCUCUCUGCCCUUCUUCUGUAUUUCCUGUGUUUGGACACCAGAGCGGCAUCAGAGAGCCUGGCAGCACAGUCCUUUCACAUGUCACUGUAGUCUGUUUCCACCAUUGCUGUCAUGUUUAACUCCACACAGGGUGAUUUAGAAUGGCCAGAUGACCCACACGAGUGUGAGAGCAAAUGGUGAUCAAAGUUUCC
This is a messenger RNA of Nothobranchius furzeri (turquoise killifish), 2009 nucleotides long. RefSeq names its product SV2 related protein a (gene svopa). NCBI's taxonomy places the organism in Eukaryota, Metazoa, Chordata, Actinopteri, Cyprinodontiformes, Nothobranchiidae. Gene Ontology annotation, molecular function: transmembrane transporter activity. Gene Ontology annotation, cellular component: membrane. Gene Ontology annotation, biological process: transmembrane transport. The record is from RefSeq and is a predicted model, not a curated record.